GAUGGCGGCGGCGGCGGCGGCGGCGACUCCUCCCGGUCCCGCCGCGGGGCCGCGCCGCUUCUCGCUGCUGGCGAUCGUGGGCGGCGGCUGCCACCGGCCCGGGCUGCUGGCGGCCGCGCUGCAGCAGCUGGAGCGAGGCAUCCGCUCCUGGGACAUCGACCUCACCUCCUGCAACCUGGAUGAGCAGCUGAAGCUCUUCGUCUCCCGCCACUCCGCCACCUUUUCCAGCAUUGUCAAAGGUCAGCGGACCCUGCAUCACCGCGGCGAUGUGCUGGAGACCCUGGUGCUGCUCAACCCCUCCGACAAAUCCCUGUGUGACGAGCUGCGCAACCUCAUCACGGAUGUGUCGCAGCACAAGCUGCUGGUGUUUGCGGGGCCCUGCGUGGAGGAGACGGGCGAGCUGAUGCUGCAGACUGGCUGCUUCUCGCUGCGGGACUUCAUCCAGAUCUUCACUGACAAGGAGGUCGGGGAGAUCCUGAGCUCCGCGGACCCCUCAGCCAAGGCCAGGCUGACCAUCAGCUGCCCCGACUUUGGGGAGUGGAAGGACUCGGGUUUGGACCAUCACAACCUGCAGGACUUCAUUGAGCUGCGCUACAACCCCGGCUGCAUCCUGCCUGAGAUGGAGGGGCUGGAGGAGUUCAUGGAGUACCUCUCGGAGUCGUUGGAGCCCCAGUCCCCCUUCGACCUCCUGGAGCCCCCCACCAUGGUGGGUUUCCUCAAGCUCUCCAAGCCCUGCUGCUACAUCUUCCCGGGUGGGAGAGGGGACUCUGCUUUCUUCGCCGUUAACGGCUUCAACGUGCUGGUGAACGGCGGCUCCAACCCCAAAUCGUCCUUCUGGAAGCUGGUGCGGCACCUGGACCGCAUCGACUCCAUCCUGGUGACGCACGCGGGCACCGACAGCCUGCCUGGCAUCAACAGCCUGCUGCAGAGGAAACUGGCCGAGCUGGAGGAGGAACCAGCCUCGCAGGGUUCGCAGGGCAACGGCGACUGGGCCCGCAACCUCAUCUCCCCAGAGCUGGGCGUCGUCUUCCUCAACGCCUCCGAGAAGCUGAAGGCCAUCGAGGGCAACUCACGGGUGCUGAAGAGCUGCGACGAGGCGGCGCUGACGCUGCACUAUUUGGAGAAGUUGGGCAUCCGCCCCAACCCGCUGGCACGGGACGGCAGCCCCCGCGUGGAGCCCACCGUCCUCUUCCAGAAGAUGGGAGUGGGACGGUUGGACAUGUACGUGCUGAACCCGGUGCGGGGCACCAAGGAGCUGGAGUUCCUCCUGCAGCAUUGGUCUGGGGAUGGCUACCCUGAGGAGCAGGAGCUGCCUCUGCAGUGCCUGACCUCGGUGUGCGCCCUGCUGGUCUGGCACCCCGUCAGCCCCGCCGAAAAGAUCAUCCGUGUCCUCUUCCCCGGCUGCACGCCCCAGGCGCGCAUCAUGGAAGGGCUGGAGAAGGUGAAGCACCUGGAGUUCCUCAAGCAGCCCGUGGUCACCAAGAAUGACCUGAAGGGCCUUCAAGCUGACAAGCAGCUGAAGCAGAGGAGGACGGAGAGCAAGGAGAGUUUGGCGUCUGCCUCCAAGCUCAGCCUGGUGGAGGCUGGGGUACCCAAAGAGAAGGCUCUGAAAACGGUGGAGAGGAAGGAAGUGAAGGUGGGGACCAAGGAGAAGCCAAAGGCACUGGGGGAGGUGGCCAGAGCAGGGUCAGAGGAGGAGAAGGUCAAACUUGCCAAGCCGGACUCCUCUGCGGAGAAGCUGAAGGCAGAGGCGAAGCCAAAGGUGAGCAAGGAGAAGGCAAUGCCCAGGAAGGAACCUGUGCCCCGCAAGGAGGAGAAGAAACCACUGAAGAAGGAGGAGAGCACCGAAGGGAAGCUGGAACCAAAGAAGGAGCUGAAGGCUGUGAAGAAGGACGUGAAGGCAGAGACGCUGCGGAAGGACACAAAGGACACCAAGGCUGAGCCCAAGGCUGCUGCAAAGCCCCCAGCACGGAAAACGCCAGUGCCUGACGCCCGCAAACCGCUGGCCAAGGCUGGCAGCAUCAAGAGAGCCACCCUGAAGAAGGAGCCAGAGAAACCCAAGGCCAAAGGCGGCAAGGAGCUGGGCAGCAAGAGGGAGCCGGGGCCAACAGAGGGCUCCAAGCCUUCCUCCCCUGAAGACAUGGUGCUGGAUGCUGAGGGGAGGAGGAGGAAGGAGGAGUCACCGGAUGAAGGCAUCACCACGGCUGAGAGCGAGCUGGAGCCAUCGCCGCUGGAGAACGGAGGCGCCGCGAGGGGGUCGGAGCCGAGCUGUGUGGAGAACGGCACAGAGGAGCCCGAGAGCCCCCAGCGCUUCCGCUACCCCGAGGGCAGCCCCUGGAAGGCUGUCGGCCCCCCGUCACCAUUGGCAAAGACCCCCAGGAGCGAGCGCAGCGUCAAUUUUGACCUGACACCCACCGGGCUGCUGCCCCCCGGCCCCGAGGGUUGCGAGGACCCGUGUGGCAGCUCCGAGGAGAAGACCCUGGAGAUGAUGUCCCCGGGCAGCUCGGGGCCCGCCAGCGCCGGGCACACUCCAUUCCAUCAGUCACCAGUGGAGGACGGCGGUGAGGAUCCUGGUGCCAACUCUCAGCCCAACCCCUGGGCGCCUAACAGAGCCCCGCAGGACGGCAAUGAGAAGCAGGCAGGCUGCCUGUCCCUCAGCCCCUUCAAGGACGACGUCCCCGACGUGUCCCCCACCAUCACCACCCCCUCGCUGCCGGCCGAGGUCGGCUCCCCUCACUCCACCGAGGUGGACGAGUCGCUGUCGGUGUCUUUUGAGCAGGUGCUGCCUCCACCCGACCCGGCCAAGGGGGGGGGGCUGUCGCUGCCACUACGGCCCUGCCACCACCCGCAUCCCCCCCCGGCUCCGCGCCACGGCCGCCGCUCCGAUUCGCCCCACGACGUGGACCUGUGCCUGGUGUCCCCCUGUGAGUUUGAGCACCCCAAAGGGCCGCUCGCCCCGCCGUCAGCCCCCGCGACCUGUCGGACAGCGAUCCCUCGCAGGAGCUGCAGCCCCCAGCCCUGCACCGCGGCCGGCCCCCCCCCGCAGCCUGUGGGUGAGACGCCCCCCACCUCGGUCAGCGAGUCGCUGCCCACCCUCUCCGACUCUGACGCGCCCCCCGCCACCGAGGACUGCCCCUCUCUGCUGGCCGACGGGCUGGAGUCGGAUGAGGACUCGGAGCAGCCUCACUGUGGCCCCCCCAGGGCCCGCGACCCACUGCCGGCCCCUAUGAAGGACCCCUGCCCCCUCCCCGCCCAGCCCGGUAUCUGCAUGGUGGACCCCGAGGCGCUGCCCAAGAAGGAGCCCCUCCUCGGCAAGGCCAAGCGCACCCCAUCCCGUGUGGGCACAGCGCCCGCCGCCCCCAAACCCGACGCCCCUAAAGCCACCAGCCUGGCCCCCAAGGGCAGGGGUCCCACUGGGGACAAGACCCGCCUGCCCCCCGGGGACAAGAAAGGCCCCCCCAGUGGCACAGGGACCAUGCGCAGCGCUGGAGCCAGAACAGCAGCGGGAGCCGGACGGGCAUCCCCAGCAGGCUCACGGGCUGCAGCCCCCCAGGGCCCCCCGGUGUACGUGGACCUGGCGUAUCUGCCCGGCUCGUGGAGCGCCCGCACGGUGGAUGAGGAAUUCUUCCGCCGCGUCCGUUCCCUGUGCUACGUGGUGAGCGGCGACGACCACCUGAAGGAGGGGGUCCUGAGGCCCAUCCUGGAUGCGCUGCUGGCCGGCAAGCACCAGUGGGGCGUCGACACUCAGGUGACGCUGAUCCCCACCUUCGAUUCGCUGGUGAUGCACGAGUGGUACCAGGAGACCCACGAGAGGCAGCAGGAGUUGGGCAUCACGGUGCUGGGCAGCAACAGCACGGUGGCCAUGCAGGAUGAGACCUUCCCUGCCUGCAAGGUGGAGUUCUGAGCAAAGGGGGGAGGGGAGGGGUCACGGUGGGCUUCAUCCCCACCCUCCUCCUCCUCCUCCUCUGCUCACCUCCCUCACCCUUUCCCUCCCUGCAUGGUGACCGUGAGCUGCUGUGUGUUGGAGGGAAAGGAGUGGGGAGAGAUGCUGGAGGGAAGGGGGGUCCUGCCCUCCCCCCACUCCCCCCUCCUAUGCUGGCUGGGGGUCUGGUGGUCCCACAGCACCCACACAAUGCCACACGCUGCCACUCUGCACCUGGGGACAGGGGUCCGGGUGUGGAGCUCGAGCCACGCUCAGUCAAACAGGGUAGAAUGUUUUUUUGUCUUUUGCUGUUCCUAUUUCCCCCCCCCCCCAACGCCCCCCACCCUGAGAAGCCACUACUGCCCCCCCACCCCGGGGGCUGCUGAGGGAGCUGAGCCCCUUCUAAGCACCCCAUAGCUGCCCUAUGGCUGUGGGGCUGAGUCGGCUGCCCCUAUGGCACUACAGCACAGCUUUAUCACCGUCCCCUGUGUCCACGCUGCCACACACUGCAGAGAGGGGUUCGGGGGGGGGGAGUGU
Molecule: messenger RNA, 4459 nt
Organism: Lagopus muta (rock ptarmigan)
Lineage: Eukaryota; Metazoa; Chordata; Aves; Galliformes; Phasianidae
Gene: MAP1S
Product: microtubule associated protein 1S
Biological process (GO): microtubule cytoskeleton organization; regulation of microtubule depolymerization; axonogenesis
Cellular component (GO): cytosol; synapse; microtubule
Molecular function (GO): actin binding; microtubule binding
Source: RefSeq, a predicted model, not a curated record